GCGCCUCAGAAUUUUCAGAAGAGAGCAGACCGCCACCGAAGCACACAAGCAGCGUCGUCAGGGCGUGAAGGCACCACCGAAUCUCGGGAGCAGCGGCUAUGGCGAGGUUCAACCCAUACGAGAACAACGGCGGCACGUGCUUGGCCGUCGCCGGCGCCGACUACUGCGUCGUCGCCGCCGACACCCGCCUCUCCAUCGGUUACAGCAUCCUGUCCCGCGACCACUCUAAAAUCUCUCAGCUGUCAGACAAAUGUGUUUUGGCUUCAUCUGGGUUUCAAGGUGAUAUCAAAGCUUUGCAGAAGGCUCUGGCUGCUAAGGAAUUAAUCUAUGAACACAAUAAUAACAAGAAGAUGAGCUGCCCAGCAAUGGCUCAACUUCUGUCAAACACACUCUACUACAAGAGAUUCUUCCCAUACUACGCUUUCAAUGUGUUGGCCGGACUGGACACCCAAGGUAAAGGAUGUGUCUUUACAUACGAUGCUGUUGGGUCUUAUGAGAGGACAGGCUAUAGUGCUCAGGGAACAGGUUCAGCGUUGAUGAUGCCUGUUCUUGACAACCAGUUGAAAUCCCCUAGUCCUCUCCUACUGCCAGCUCGGGAUGCAGUGACACCCUUGUCUGAAUCUGAUGCGGUUGAUCUGGUGAAGGACGUUUUCGCAUCAGCCACUGAACGAGACAUAUACACUGGAGAUAGAUUGGAAAUUGUGGUCAUCAACAAAUCUGGCACACACCGAGAGUACAUUGAACUGAGAAAGGAUUAGUGCAAUAUUCCUGUAUAAUGGCACAUUAGCACUAUCGUUGUUAUGCAUAAGGAUAUUUGUUCUCACUGUCAGGUUUCUGUAUUUGAAUUUCGUCUAAACAGAAAGGUGCAUUUGAAUUUCCAUUCUGUUGAUUCUAGCAGGAAAUGAUUAUAAAGAGGUCGUAAUUCAUCAUUU
This is a messenger RNA of Zea mays, 932 nucleotides long. RefSeq lists its product as uncharacterized. The record is from RefSeq and is marked validated. Gene Ontology annotation, cellular component: proteasome core complex; cytoplasm; nucleus. NCBI's taxonomy places the organism in Eukaryota, Viridiplantae, Streptophyta, Magnoliopsida, Poales, Poaceae.